Messenger RNA from Pleuronectes platessa (European plaice), 2454 nucleotides. Its product is annotated as zona pellucida sperm-binding protein 4. Lineage: Eukaryota; Metazoa; Chordata; Actinopteri; Pleuronectiformes; Pleuronectidae. Gene Ontology annotation, molecular function: acrosin binding; structural constituent of egg coat. Gene Ontology annotation, cellular component: egg coat. Gene Ontology annotation, biological process: prevention of polyspermy; binding of sperm to zona pellucida. The coding region runs from base 114 to 902 and encodes 262 amino acids. The record is from RefSeq and is a predicted model, not a curated record. The transcript has 7 exons.
UUUCUGCAGAGGCAAACAAAGAGCGCUAUCCACCAGUGCCGAGACAGCUGUUCUGCAGCAAGGAUGGGUUUAACAUCACCAUCAACCAGAAUGCCACAGUCCCGCCUCUGAACAUGAACGAUGUCUGGAUCCCCUCCGGUCAAAGCCACAUCUGUGAACCCAGAAAAAGAUCCACAGAUGCUGUGACUUUCCACUUUCCAUUCACUGAUUGUGGUGCUCAGUCCAUGGUGGAAGAUGGAGUUAUAACUUACUGGGUCAACAUGGAGGCAAAACAACGUCCACAAAGAGGCUCUAUAUUUCGUGACACUCCUUUCAAUCUCACUGUGAGUUGUAGGUUUGAGCUGGUCAAAAUAACACAAGCAUGGAUCAAAGUUCAGGGAGAACAAUCUGAGUUCCCGUCAACUUUGAGAAACACAGGAAUACUCAGGACUGAAAUGAGGUUCGCCAAAGACCCUCCAGCAGUGAUUGAGCUUGGCCGGCCUGUGUACGUGGAGGUGUCUCUUCUCAAACACGAGGAUAAGGACCUGGUGUUGCUGCUGGAUGACUGCUGGGCCACACCGACAGAAAACCUGUAUGACCCGCAACGAUGGAACCUGCUUGUCAACGGGUGCCCUUCUACUGGCGAUAGUCACAGAACCGUUUUGUUGCCAGUCGUCCCCAGUAAGGAGCUGACGUGUCCCUCUCUUCACAAAUGGUUUGUGGUCAGGAUGUUCUCAUUUGUGAAGCCCACAACAUCUGAAAACCAGGUAUAUUUUCACUGCAAUAUAGAGAUCUGUAAAAGACCAGGCUGCUUACAGUCCUGUAGCAACGAAAUGCGUAAACUAAGAAGAAUUACACCAGAGCCAGGACAGAGGAUUCUUCCCAGUGUGGUCUCUGGUGGACCCCUUCUUUAUCGACUUUAAAUAUCCAGAAAAAGAAACCUGCUACCUGAAGUCGUAUUUGGAGGCCCCAAGAUUUAUAACAGACAUGUCCUUGAUUUGUGAUAAAAAUAAAUCGACACUUUGCUAUAUUGGUCUUCGAUAGGGUCCCAUUAGGUAACUUUUUCUUGAUCGACUCAACUCAUCUGUUGAUUGUAUCUAAUAAUGCAAGUUGUCAGAAAGUCUUGUCCCAAAACUCGAACUGGUGGAGCAGUUUUCCUACAUGAUAACCCAUUUAUCAGAGGAAGCAAGGCAGUCUCCCUAUGCGAGGUCUUCUUUCUGUUGGUUUGGGUCAUUUUCUUUUCACAGUGUGAACACCUUUCAAAUGUUUGUACAGUUUAUCAGUGGAUCACGAUGACUCACAUACCGUCACCCUCCUAAACUAAUGGCCCAAGUCGUUUUGUCAGGUUUUUCAGAAAACACAAUCAAAUUCACCAAAUGUUAAAUAUAUGAUAUUUAUUAAUUUCACUCAAAAAGGUUAUGACAAUUGACAAACUUAUAACUAUGUUUGUCAAUUAUGUAACAUAAGAGGAAUAAAUGACCUAGGCCAAUUUUUUUAACAUGCCUUUGUGACUUAAGCAAUUUUAAACCUUCAACUCUGUCAACAAUAAUGCAUAACUAACAAACAAAUAAAAAUAAUGCUUAGGAGGCAUGUUUUUGCUGGGUUCUUGACUGAUGCCAAUAAAUGUGGCAAAUUGUCAAAGAAGUGAUGACACUCAACGGGCAUGACGUUUUUCAUUGACUGGAGGUCCUGGAACUUCCUCUCCUUGAUUGGCAGAGCACCUGGAAACAUCCUUACGGAGCUUUUCCACUCUUUGCUAAAUGCUAGCUUCAUGGACCUAGCUAUUUUGCUGACUAAAAUGCUGACUAUAAAGACUGACUAAAAAGACUAAAUAGCUAUGUAAUGAUUAUAGCCUAGCCUAUAUUAUAGUAACCCUCAUCAUUUCCAAAUAGGGGACGAACCAUGAAUAAUGGACAUAACUUCUGCGGCUAAGUAGAUUUUCGUUCUAUUUGAUGCAGACGCCGUCUUGAAAAGCUUGUAAAAUUGUAAGUCACGCUCUUGACAUAGGCCAUUAUUCUACAGGGAUAGAAUCCCAUGAUCUUUUCAACUGAGGAUGUAUACGAUUUUACCAGAGGUGGCCAGCAUCAUGAGGAGAUGUUUUAGGCAAAAAUAAAUCCUUUUUGUCAAAAAAUGACUUGGGCCAUUAUUUUGGGAAGGUCACGAUAUUGAAGAAGUGCAUGAACGUUUACAUCAGUUUAGGACUAUUGUUUGUGAGCUUAGUCUAAAAUAAACAAACUCCCACAUGAAAGAUGUUCUCCUCUACAUUGAGCCAUAUUUGUAUUCUUGCAUACGCUGAGCAUGGUUUGUAUGUGCACACUGUAUUGGCAUGAGACCAUGUGCUUUUACCAAAUCUGUAAAUAAAGAUGGAUGACACAUCCCAACGUCCUCCCACUAUUCAAAAAUGAGGCCAAAAUAUUCGAUAUGAACACAUUGAGAGCCAGAGUCUGCGCAGUGAGGUUCUGCCGCUAUACACAC